Eurypyga helias (sunbittern) is the source of this 2069-nucleotide messenger RNA. RefSeq names its product target of Nesh-SH3-like. Lineage: Eukaryota; Metazoa; Chordata; Aves; Eurypygiformes; Eurypygidae. Gene Ontology annotation, biological process: extracellular matrix organization; positive regulation of cell-substrate adhesion. The annotation marks the transcript as partial. The record is from RefSeq and is a predicted model, not a curated record. The transcript has 22 exons. Gene Ontology annotation, molecular function: protein binding.
CUCCGAAGGAGACUCAACGCAUUCCUUCUAAGCCUAAAACUUCACCCAAACCUCAUAUCCCACAGGCCAAAGAUGUUCCAGAGGAAACACAGCGUCUUCCCUCCAAACCUAGAACAUCACCAAGCUCUGAGGUGCCACAAACCAAACCUGCCUACUUGCUUGGGGGCAGAGUGGAAAACAAGGAAGUCUUUGAUGCUGUAACAAGCACUAUUCGACAACAGCUAAAACACUGGUGUGUUAUCAAUGCUCUUUUGGUCAUGAAUCUAAAACAGAGUACCGCAGGGGCUGCUAUGAAGAAGAUAAACCCCAUCCCAGCCAGAGCCAGCACAGCUCCUAAAGAUACACGUCAUGGGCCUUCCAAACCUAAAACAUCACCCAGUCCACGUAUUCCUCCAACUAGAGCAAGUCCAAAAGAAAGUCGACGAGUCUCUUUGAAGCCCAGACCAUCACCAAGUCCAGAUGUACCACACACAAAACCUGUUUUAGCACCUACUACAUUUACAAUUGAACAACCAAAGACAGCAACAGCUCCUAAAGAACCUCAACAUACUCCCUUUAAACCCAAAGGAGCUCCUAUCCCAGAUGCUCCACACAGCAAACCUGAAAUCCUUCCAACCUUCCAUGAACCAGAUACUACUAAAAUUCCUCAUAUUCCUGAAAGACCAAAGGCAACACUGGCUCCAACUGAAAAACAGUUCAUUCAUACCAAACUAAAAACAUCUGAAAAACCAAGAGCGCCACACACCAGACCUGCGAUACAUCAGACAACUCCACAACCAAUUAGUACAAAAUCUUCUACUACCACUGAGCAUUCAAGGGCAACAAUGGCUCCAAAAGAAACACUGCUCAUUCCUUCCAAACCCAAAACAUCUGUCGGGCCAGAAGUACCACAAACUAAAUCUGUUCCCAAUGAAACGUACCAGAUUUCACCCAAGCCGAAAACUGCUCUAGAAACCGAAAUUUCACGGUUCGAUACAGCUUUUAAUAAAACCACACUACCACCAGCUAGAACAAAAGCACCUGGACUGCCAAAGUGGAUUGUGCCAACAACAGAGGAUGUAUAUAGACCUGAGGAUAUUGCAAAACCAAUUGGCGUGGAUGUGAAAAAACCUUUGGAAUAUAGUGAUACCUGGGAAAAGCCAGUUUCUGUAACAACAUCACCUGGCCCUCAACAUCCUCCUAUACCUCCUGCCAAGCCUACACAAAUGCGAAGAAAACCUCUGCCUCCAAACACCGUGACUGGUAAACCAGGGAGUCCAGCUAAACCCGCUGGACCAACAACACCUGUGAGGACAGGAACGUCAUAUAAGAUGCCAACAGCUUUUGCAACUCCAGAGUAUUAUGUUGAUGCAACUGUCUUCAGCUCAAGUCCUACAUCAGAAACAGAUUCUUCAGGCAAACCAAGGUACCAAGCCCCCCAUGUCAAGUACAUGAAGAAAGACGAUGAUGUGCCUUGCUCUAUCACAAGCUCUCUUGAACAUUUUCCUCAAGAAGAAGCCGGCAGCAAGGAAGAACCUACUCGUCCUCCACAAAAUCCUCCAACCAACCUCACUGUGGUGACUGUUGAGGGCUGUCCAACUUUCGUCAUAUUGGACUGGGAAAAACCAGAUAAUGACACUGUUACUGAGUAUGAGGUUGUGUCAACUGAAAAUGGAGCAAGUGAUGGUGAAAAGGAGAAAUCGAUUAUCACUACAAAUCAAACCCAUUCUACUGUGGAAAACCUAAAGCCUGACACAAGUUACGAAUUCCACGUGAAACCAAGAAACCCUCUUGGUGAAGGUCCAAGUAGCAACGUUGUGGCAUUCAGCACUGAAUCAGUCUCUCCGGAUCGGCUUUUAACUGCGAAGCAAGUUACGGUAGUGCCGGAGGGUCAGCCGGAGCUCAGGGCUGUGUUGUCAGAGGUUGAGAGUGUCAUGGCACGGGGCCUCCACAGGCGAGUGAGCAAGUCUCCAACCCUGAAACCCUGUUCUGAUGCGUUUCGCUGUCACGCUCCGUCCCAUCGUGCCCCUGAGGCUGAUGGCAGAGCAUCUGCUGGCACCAGCCAGCGCGGCCACACGUGCCGGCCGUGA